Cloeon dipterum is the source of this 1050-nucleotide messenger RNA. RefSeq names its product RNA exonuclease 4. Gene Ontology annotation, cellular component: nucleus. The record is from RefSeq and is a predicted model, not a curated record. The transcript is spliced from 7 exons. Bases 120 to 1031 code for a protein of 303 amino acids. NCBI's taxonomy places the organism in Eukaryota, Metazoa, Arthropoda, Insecta, Ephemeroptera, Baetidae. Gene Ontology annotation, biological process: rRNA processing. Gene Ontology annotation, molecular function: 3'-5' exonuclease activity; nucleic acid binding.
UCUCGAUCGAGCUAGCAGCGCUGCGAGCACGAGUACCACACGCUUUCAACGCUAUAAUUUGAGCCAGCUUUAUUUCUCUUCUGUUACUGAAGCAAUUUAUCUAUUAUCUACAAGGUGCUAUGGCAAAAUUUAAAAGUGGCAAGGUUUCCGAGAAAGAAAAGAGGGAACCUAAAAUAAACAAACCGCAGCUGAAGGCGAAGAAGAUUGAUUCCAUUCCACCAAAGCAACAAUCUGCUAAGGAAAAAAAACAGGACCCACCAGUCAAGCAAUCUUUACCUGAGCUGUCCAGCACUGUUAACUAUGCAUCUAGUGAAAAAGUCAAACCUUCUCAAAAUUGGCUGCUUUUCAAAUCACAACUUCCUAAAAGCUCCGUGAAACCACAUUUCACUAAGCGGCCUAAACUGGAGGCUAAACCUGGUGCCACUGGACCUAAAAUUAAAGUUUCCAACAACAUUACGGAAAUUGUGGCCAUUGAUUGUGAAAUGGUUGGAGGAGGCGACAGUGGCAGGGAUAACAUUUUGGCUCGCGUUUCUGUGGUGAAUAAAUACAAUGAGGUACUCUAUGACACAUUCGUGAAGCCAAGAGAACAAGUCACUGACUACAGGACUCAAUAUUCUGGUGUCCGCGAGUCUGAUCUCCAGAAUGGCGUAGAAUUUUUGGAAGCCCAGAAGAAGGUUGCAUCUCUUAUCGACAACAAAACUUUAGUCGGCCAUGAUGUGAAGAAUGACCUUAAGGUUCUCUUCUUGGGUCAUCCUCGAAACAAAAUCAGAGACACAGUGAAGUACAAACCAUUUAAACAGUUGAAAUCUGGCAAACCAAGUCUCAAAUUUUUGGCUGAAAAAAUUCUUGGAGUCAAAAUCCAAACUGGAGAACACAACUCGGUUGAGGAUGCCAAAGCUGCCAUGAGUUUAUACAUGAUGCACCAAAAGGCGUGGGAAAGACUGAGAAAGGAGAAGAAAGAGCCCAGAGACAAGCCUGCCAACAAAGGUCGACUGCGGCGAAACUGGGAAAGAGCUAACAAAUCGAAAUAGAGUUUUGUUUCAUUAAAAA